Messenger RNA from Homarus americanus (American lobster), 5086 nucleotides. RefSeq names its product BTB/POZ domain-containing protein 10-like (gene mri). Gene Ontology annotation, cellular component: cytoplasm. The transcript has 12 exons. Bases 1424 to 2854 code for a protein of 476 amino acids. The record is from RefSeq and is a predicted model, not a curated record. Gene Ontology annotation, molecular function: protein binding. Gene Ontology annotation, biological process: positive regulation of phosphorylation. NCBI's taxonomy places the organism in Eukaryota, Metazoa, Arthropoda, Malacostraca, Decapoda, Nephropidae.
GGUGGUGGUGUGAGGUGUAGGUAGCAUAUCCCAGCACACACCGGGCGCCGCCACAACACUCCCGCGUGUCACUCUACACUGCCGGUCAGGUCUAGCCACUCUCGGCCCCGUGAACAACACUAAAGGACACUCCUCCUUCAGCGCCACAAUCGGCCUCCGCCUCGAUAUCGAUUCUUUAGUCAGUGUUGAACAAUUGGUUAGAGCCCAUGACCGGAGUGUGAGAGAUGUGUGAGAGGGCGCCAGUGACGGGGCUCACCUGUCCACUCACCGCUCCCGGGAGACUGGUGCUACCCCCCAGGGUGUGAGACACCCUCAGGUGCCGGCCACGUGGAUGUUGAGGGACACUCCUCGGGAGUUGGGUGGGUAGGGUGGCGCGUCGGAGUGAUGGUGAACCAUGCGCAGUGCCUACCCCCUCCUGGUGGACCAGAACGGCUGGAGUGUAGGUAACUGUAGGGACCCCACCUCCUUACUGCGAUCUGUGGGCGUUGACCUCUCGCGCCCCGCCCAUCAUCACCACUCUCAGCACUCCAACCAUGAUAUUGAGAUUCACGUGGAGGACCCCCCGUCGUCCUUCAGCCACGAGUACCCGCAGCCCUUGGCCACCACACACGGGGAAAGGGCCGCGACCCUGGGUGGAUCACCAGAGUACCGGACCCUUAAGAGGAAGUCAGGUGACAACGCCCGUACCUCUUCCAUCAACAGGACGGUUCAGCGCCUCCAGCUGAGUAUCCACCCUGAACCCGACCUACGCUUAGAAAACAGACGUGUAGAAGGACGUUCCGACGUACGGUCGGACAGUCGUUCAGACAGCCGGAAUCAAAACACCGGGUCCUCUCGGAGCUCGGCAGCGAGCACUGCCACGCCUCGCAACUCUCCCAGGACAACAUCUCCCCGAACAUCUCCCCGAACAACGUACGGGGGGAGGCGGCAGGAGGGCGUGCACCCCGGGGGUGCCGCGGGCUUGGAGCAGCAGGACCGACAGCCCAACCACCGGGAGGACUUCACUCGAGGCAGCAAUGGGACUGGCAACUGUGGGGUGGCCCACCCCGCCUUCAGCCUGCCCAUGAUGCGUCCUUCCCGGCCCUCGGAGCUCUCCCUCUGCUGCUCCUCCCCAGAGUAUUACUACAACGAGGAGAGGCUGCGACAGGAGCCUGAGCCGGGUCUGCUCAACUGUUGUGACACCAAGAUCUCGUGCUGCCCCUGUUCUCCCUGCUGUGAGCCCUACUGCCCUGUGGGUCACAUGAACACCGUGUGUAUGUCGCUCAUCUGUAGCGGCAUCAUACUUUUCAUCAUCCUCUCCCCGCUCUUCCAUUACCUUGUCCCCUCCUAGGUGGCGCCGCCAGGGACGCCCACCCAGUUCUUACGCCCACCUCACCAGACACCCAUCUCACAGGCCCAGCUCUUCUUGGCUGACGCUAGUGUGAUGGCGGGCGUGGUAUUGUUGUGGGCGCUCCCUCCUGUUGACCUACAUGACACACUGUUCAGAUACCAGUCUUCAUACAGUUCAUCGCCAAAGCCCAAGUCAUGCUUGGUACAACGCGGAGAGUCCGGCGGAUCAGUAACAGUUUCCCAUCACAGCCACGGCAAUUCCACCAGGGUACACCACCACGAAUCAGCUAUACCCAAGAUGACACACCAACACAGAGCAAGUGUGAGGAACCGUGGAGUUGUGCAGCGAGGCUCACUUGGUCACUCGUCAUCACAUGAAGACUCCUCUCCCCAUGCUUCCCCUCACCCAUCACCUCAUCUUUAUGGCUCAUCUCGUCCUGCGCCCCAAGCAAACACACACCAGUGCCAACAUGUCAAGGAAACUGGCCCACUUCCUUCCAGUGAUGAUCGCAUCACACUAGUGGUGGAGGGCACACGUUUUAUCGUUGACCCUGCCAUAUUUACCGCCCAUCCUAACACCAUGCUCGGAAGAAUGUUUUCAUCGGGUCUGGAGUUUACCCACCCCAAUGAAAGGGGUGAAUUUGAAGUAGCAGAAGGUUUCUCAUCAGCUGUGUUCCGUGCCGUGCUAGACUACUACAAGAGUGGAACAGUUCGCUGCCCUCCAUCUGUCAGUGUGCAGGAGCUUCGGGAGGCGUGCGAUUAUCUUCUUAUUCCAUUUGAUGCCAACACAAUAAAAUGCCAGAAUUUACGUGGAUUACUACAUGAAUUAAGCAACGAAGGUGCCCGCCAACAAUUUGAAGUGUUCUUAGAGGAGCACAUCCUGCCCCUCAUGGUGUUUGCAGCACAACGUGGAGAUCGUGAAUGCCACAUUGUGAUACUUCUAGAUGAUGACACUGUAGAAUGGGAUGAUGACUAUCCUCCACAGAUGGGAGAGGAAUACAGUCAAACCAUUUGCUCAACAGCAAUGUACCGUUUCUUCAAGUACAUAGAAAACAGAGAUGUUGCCAAACAAGUACUGAAGGAGCGGGGCCUUAAGAAGAUUCGUUUAGGUAUUGAAGGAUACCCAACAUAUAAAGAAAAGAUUAAGAAAAGACCAGGUGGUCGUGCAGAGGUUAUAUACAACUAUGUGCAGCGUCCAUUUAUUCGUAUGUCCUGGGAAAAGGAAGAGGCAAAGAGUCGACAUGUAGAUUUUCAGUGUGUCAAGAGCAAGUCUGUGACCGAUCUAGCCGAAGCAACAGCUGACCCUGCGCUUGACCGAGUAGUGACUCUAGAUCCCCCACCUGUGGCCAUGGGUCAUGAAGCACCUGCUGAACCAGUGCUGCACCUGGAGGGUGCUGUGGGUGGAGGCGAUGGUCACCAGGAGGAGGGAGCUUUUGGAGGAGCAGUAGGAGGACCACAAAAUCCACCUCAGCCAGUUAACGAAUCAUACCCAGAGGUGAGUGGUGGGCAUGAAGAGGCAACAUGAAGGAGAGCGCUAAUAGCUCCAAGACCUCACUUCCUGCAUAAUCUUACCACAUCAACACCCCUGCUGUGGAGGUCUUUGCCCUUCAGUAACCCCAUUUCAUCUGCUUCCUCUGCCAUUGCGCCUCCUCCUCCUCACCAUGAUGCCUCGCCACAAAAGCUACAAAAAGGUCCCAGCACAAACUUUUGGUCAUGUUUGUUUUGUGGUUGUUUUCUGACAAAACUGCCAGCAUAUAAGGACAUGCUGUUUAAAAGUUCAUAUGACCGUUUGUGAUGUCUAUAGUGAUGAGCCUUCCAGUUAGGCAUGAAAAGUGUGAAAACUAUGAUUGUUAUUUUACAUGUUUCUGUAUAUACUAUGACUUCUCUUAGGUCAGAAAUUUAGAAUGGCUAAGCUUUGAUACUUAUGUCUUGUAAAUAUACAGAAAGUAAUUGCAGACUGCAUAGAUCUUGCAUACUUAUCGAUUGUUAUAUUAGAAUUGUGUGAACAAGGAAUAUUGUGUGCAAUUCAUCAAGGAUGCGCAGCUACGAAAGAAAAGCUUUUUUAUGUUUGCCUUCAUAUCUUGGAAGUACUGUACUGUCUUUGAUAUAGACAUCCAUGCUUCCUUUUCAUCUGUAAUAGUUGUAUUUAUAUGGCAUGACAAGCCAUUGCCUUAUGAUGUCAUGUAACAAGUAUUAUUCAUAAUGGUUUGGUGCUUUUGGUAAAUUGUGCAUGUAAGUGAAACAUUGUUCCUUUUACUUAUAGGUAAGGUUUACAGUGUAUAUUGAUCAACACAUGACCAAUAAUAUCGUUCUUCUCUUGUUAUCUUUACAGUUGUUAUACAAACUUGGGCCUUAGGUAGUUCUUGAAUGAGGGUCAUGGUUUAAACUUAAUUUAUAAACUGAUCACAAAAUUUAUUGGUGACGGCAUAAAACCAUACAUACAGUUUCAAAGGUAAUUCAUAUCAGUUUUUAUAAAUGUAAAAUAUUGCAUGCAAGUUAUCUUCAUGACAGAAUAAUUCAUUACAUCACAUGAAAUUUUUAGCCCACAUAAGUAUUGCCAAAGGCUCAAGCCCCCUAUACGAUCACUUAGCCAUUAAUUGUGAUUACGUCAUAUCAUACUGAGACAUGUAAUUUUUGGGUAUAUUGUAGAAAAAUAUUGUAUGAUUUGUAGCCUUGAUACUUGUUGAAGGAAAGGUCAAGAUGAAUAACUUUUGUAUUUUGGUAAUAUGAAUGUUAAUGAUAGGUGCAUGGUCAGUUGAACAUUACUUUGAUCAUUUGUGAUGGUGUUUUAAUGGAUUAAUGCCUAGAACUUAAAAAUAAAUUGUCACAACAUUAUUAAUAAAUACUCAAUAAGGGGAAUGUUUCACUUCAAAGCAAACUGAAAUUUAAAAGACAAAUUAAUAUAUUAGGUAAUGAAGUACGAGUGGAAUUGGGAUUCGUUUGUGAGUGUACGUCUUCAUUUCAUAACUGCAUCUUAGUUCUAACUGAUGUGUUUGUUAUCUCAUAUGCUUUUUUAUUGGCUCAUGUUAUCACACUGAAAGUUCUCCACUCCAGUCAGUUGUGAAAGAAAUGAAAUAGAGUAUGUUUUUUGUGUACUGUAUAUGAUUAUCAUAAUUUUUUUGUAUGUUUAAAUAACUUUCAGAGAAAAUGUGUGUUCAUGUGUGUCUGUCUGUCCCGUCCAUGCAUCCACUCACACAGUCACUUGUGAAUGCUUAUGCAUUUUUGUAUGCAUGAGCAUACAAACCAGUAUGUACUCCAAGCAUGCAUCUAUUGUUUAUAUGUGUGCAAGUAUAAAACUAUUAAUUCUGCAGUAGAAAGUGAAGAGAAUUAUGAUUCUUUCAACAGUACUGUAAAACAAGGGAAAAUGCUGUCAUGACUUGUGGAGCAACAGUUCAUUUUCAACAAAAAUAGCAGAUAUAAAGACAAUGCAUGAAUGAUCAGGCAUAACCCUUAAUAAGAAUGAAAAGUCAAUGUUUGGUAUUAAAUUAGGGAAGAAUCUGUACUAUGAUCAGUCUUCUAUCUAUGAUGUGUAAAGAAAAGUACUGCACUAUGCUAUUGUAGAUUAUAUAAUACAAUACACUGACUGUGUAUAAAGGUUAUGACUACCUUAUAUAUUUAAGUGACUAUAAGUAACAAUAUUAUUGGGUUGUGAUGUAAUCUUGACCAGUAGCUUCUUGGGUGAUUAUCCAUAACCUUAGUCACUCUUUUACUCACAUGUAUACAAAUUUUGUAAUGAUGUAUAAAUUUGGAAAUCGAA